UGCUACUAAAGAUACCGCUUAAAAAAAAAAGAAAAAAGAAAAAAAUGGAGACAUUGUACUAUGUUAUUGUUCUUUGUGUUAUUAGCUUCGUUGUUUUAGUUCUUCCAAAUGAUUUUAGCAUUGCUGAUACAGAUCUACAAAGAGGUUCAGAGUGCUCACAAGCCGAUUAUUCUGUGAAGGGAGAAGAAUCGGAGAGGAAUCUGCAAAGUUUGUUGGAUUCUCUAGCUUCUAACGUGGUUGAUCACCAUGGUUUCUACCAAGCAAGUGUAGGAAAAAAGAGUAACAAGGUUUAUGGUGCAGUUUUAUGCAGAGGUGAUGUUUCAGCAAAGAAUUGUUCAAAUUGCACCUUAGAAUCUAUCAAGGUUGCAACACGUGAUUGUUCUAAGAGCAGAGAUGUUGCAAUCUGGUUCACAUGGUGUUUCCUUCGGUAUUCGAACGAGAGCUUCUUUGGAGUAAUGGAAUCGACGGCGGCGGCGAUCACAAAUGACACAGAUUUUGAUGAGUCUUAUGUGGUUCCAGAAGGGCUUGAAUUUAUGAUUGGAAUAGCAGGUUCAGCUCCAGAGCAGCCAUAUAUGUUCCAAACAUCGGUCUUGAAUUCGAGUCGAUAUGGCAUGGCUCAAUGCACAAGAGAUAUCAGCAGAGUUGAUUGCAGAGCGUGUCUUGAUUCUCAAUUUUCCAUUUUCAGAAAUGUUAUUGGAAACAAACGAAGAUGGGAGAUUUAUGGUCAUAAUUGUUUCAUGUGGUAUAAUGAUUAUCAAUUUUAUUCUAAUGUCACAACUCUUCUUAGUGAUGCUAGGAAGACUUCUUGUGGCGGAAUUUUCGAAAUUGUUGUAACUAUUGCCGCGUUUCUGUUAGUUUUGUAAUUUUGGUUGCUGUCUUAUGAUAUGCACUCUCACAAGACAAAAAUUAAUUUGUUAUAGAACUAAAUUCUAUUUAAAAAUUUGUUGCUGUAUGUUCAAUGAUAAGUUGCUGCAUAAAUGUAUAUAAGUUUUGUAUUGUGUAUACGAUGGACUACAAAGGAGACUCAACAAUUAGCACCAAAUUAUUUAAUUCAUUUUUUAUUUCUUCU
Messenger RNA from Arachis ipaensis, 1069 nucleotides. RefSeq names its product antimicrobial ginkbilobin-2-like protein. Lineage: Eukaryota; Viridiplantae; Streptophyta; Magnoliopsida; Fabales; Fabaceae. The record is from RefSeq and is a predicted model, not a curated record.